AUGAGGGUGCCCCUUCUCCUGCUCUUGGCUUCUUCUCUGCAUGCCACAAGACCACUGGGUGAAAAGGCCUUCCCAAAGAGAGAGGCGCGGAGGGUUUCAUCAUGCGUGCGAUGCUGCGGGCCGGCUGAGCAGCCCAGCUCCAUCACGGCUUCCCGCUACACUCGGAUGACCAGCGACUCCGUCUAUGCCAUGCCCAGGAUCCAGCCCACCAUCAACAUCACAAUCUUGAAAGGUAAGCAGCCGUCCAAGAUUAGUCCUUCUUCCCUGCAAGAGUCGCUUCACGUGGGCACAUUUAUCACUCAAUGUCUGCAGCAUCCAGCGAUGAAGCUAGCGUGUGUGAAUAGCAUUCAGAAACCAUAGAUAUUGAUUAUUUAUUGAUUUGCAACAUACUUUUUUUAAAAAAAAAACCUGCUUUACAACACCCCCAUCUCCCCACCAAAGGCUUAUGAAUGUCAAUGAUAAGACAGUCUUUGCCCUCCGUCUUAUAACUGAAAAGACACAGCACAAAAGGAAAAAGGCUUUGGAGGGAGGAGGCGGAAAAAGCAAACCCAGGCUCUGUUUCUUAGUUACAGAGUUCUCAUAAUGACCAGUUGGAAAGGAAAAGAACUCAACCUCAUUUUAAAUGUACUCUUUUUUCAGUGGAACAAAUUCACACAUUCAGCUACAAACAAUUUGGUGCUGACUAAUCUGGUGAUGGAUGGACGUUCCUCUAGGGGCCGUCCUCAUGACUUAGCUACCUUUACCUUCAUCCCUUAAUUCCGUCUCCCCGCUGAACAAAGUUUAUGUAUUUACCUGAAAGUAUUUUCCUUAAGUUGCUUUUUAGGGCUUUGCCCUCACAAAGUGAUACACAGCCAAGAGCAAGGGAAAUUAUCAAGAUAUAGUAGUAGAAUCAUAGAAUAGAAUCAUAGAAUCAUAGAGUUGGAAGAGACCACAAGGGCCAUCGAGUCCAACCCCCUGCCAAGCAGGAAACACCAUCAGAGCACUCCUGACAUAUGGUCGUCAAGCCUCUGCUUAAAGACCUCCAAAGAAGGAGACUCCACCACACUCCUUGGCAGCAAAUUCCACUGUCGAACAGCUCUUACUGUCAGGAAGUUCUUCCUAAUGUUUAGGUGGAAUCUUCUUUCUUGUAGUUUGGAUCCAUUGCUCCGUGUCCGCUUCUCCGGAGCAGCAGAAAACAACCUUUCUCCCUCCUCUAUGUGACAUCCUUUUAUAUAUUUGAACAUGGCUAUCAUAUCACCCCUUAACCUCCUCUUCUCCAGGCUAAACAUGCCCAGCUCUCUUAGCCGUUCCUCAUAAGGCAUCGUUUCCAGGCCUUUGACCAUUUUGGUUGCCCUCCUCUGGACACGUUCCAGUUUGUCAAUGUCUUUCUUGAACUGUGGUGCCCAGAACUGGACACAGUACUCCAGGUGAGGUCUGACCAGAGCAGAAUACAGUGGCACUAUUACUUCCCUUGAUCUAGAUGCUAUACUCCUAUUGAUGCAGCCCAGAAUUGCAUUGGCUUUUUUAGCUGCCGCGUCACACUGUUGGCUCAUGUCAAGUUUGUGGUCAACCAAGACUCCUAGAUCCUUUUCACAUGUACUGCUCUCAAGCCAGGUGUCCCCCAUCUUGUAUUUGUGCCUCUCAUUUUUUUUGCCCAAGUGCAAUACUUUACAUUUCGCCCUGUUAAAAUUCAUCUUGUUUGUUUUGGCCCAGUUCUCUAAUCUGUCAAGGUCGUUUUGAAGUGUGAUCCUGUCCUCUGGGGUGUUAGCCACCCUCCCAAUUUGGUGUCAUCUGCAAAUUUGAUCAGGAUGCCCUUGAGUCCAUCAUCCAAGUCGUUGAUAAAGAUGUUGAAUAAGACCGGGCCCAAGACAGAACCCUGUGGCACCCCACUAGUCACUCUUCUCCAGGAUGAAGAGGAACCAUUGAUGAGCACCCUUUGGGUUCGGUCAGUCAGCCAGUUACAAAUCCACUGAGUGGUAGCAUAGUCAAGACCACAUUUUACCAGCUUCUUUACAAGAAUAUCAUGAGGCACCUUGUCAAAUGCCUUGCUGAAAUCAAGGUAGGCUACAUCCACUGCGUUCCCUUCAUCUACCAGGCUUGUAAUUCUGUCAAAAACGAGAUCAGGUUAGUCUGACAUGACUUAUUUUUCAGAAAUCCAUGCUGACUAUUGGUGAUCACAGCAUUCCUUUCUAGGUGCUCACAGACUGUUUGCUUAAUGAUCUGCUCCAGAAUCUUCCCUGGUAUUGAUGUCAGACUGACUGGGCGGUAAUUAUUUGGGUCCUCUCUUUUCCCCUUUUUGAAAAUAGGGACAACAUUUGCCCUCCUCCAGUCUGCCGGGACUUCGCCUGUUCUCCAGGAAUUCUCAAAGAUGACUGCCAGUGGUUCUGAGAUCACAUCUGCCAGUUCUUUUAAUACUCUUGGAUGCAGUUCGUCUGGCCCUGGAGACUUGAAUACAUCUAAACUAGCCAAGUAUUCUUCUACUAUCUCCUUAGUUAUUCUGGGCUGUGUUUCCUUUGCUGAAUCAUUUGCUCCAAAUUCUUCAGGUCGGGCAUUGUUUUCUUUAUCGGAGAAGACUGAGGCAAAGAAGGCAUUGAGGAGUUCAGCUCUUUCUGUGUCCCCUGUUUGCAUUUCACCAUCUUCUCCUCUGAGUGACCCCACUGUUUCUUUGUUCUUCCUUUUGCUACGGACAUACCCAUAAAAGCCUUUUUGUUGCUUUUAACCUCUCUAGCAAGCCUGAGUUCAUUCUGUGCUUUAGCUUUUCUGACUUUGUGUCUACACGUGCUGGCUAUUUGUUUGAAUUCCUCUUUGGUGGUUUCCCCCUUUUCCAUUUUUGUACACAUCCUUGUUUAAUCUUAACUCAGUUAGAAGUUCUUUAGAUAGCCACCCUGGCUUCUUUAGGCACCUUCCAUGUUUCUGUCUCAUUGGUAUUGCCUGACGUUGUGCUUUUACUAUCUCCCUCUUAACAAACUCCCAGCCAUCAUGAACUCCCUUUCCUUUUAGUAUUACUGUCCAUGGGAUCUCACCCAGCACUUCCCUAAGUUUUAUGAAGUCAGCUUUCUUAAAGUCAAGAAAUUGAGUCCUAGUAUGCUUGGCUGCUCCUUUCCGCUGUAUAGUAAACUUCAGAAGAGCAUGAUCACUCGCACCUAAUGAUCCUUCCACUUCUACCCCACUAACCAGGUCAUCAACAUUGGUUAGGACCAGAUCUAAAAUGGCUGUUCCUCUUGUUGCUUCUCCCACUUUCUGGACAAUGAAGUUGUCUGCAAGGCCAGUGAGGAAUCUGUUUGACCUUAUGCUCUUGGCUGAGUUUGACAUCCAACAAAUAUCCGGGUAAUUGAAGUCCCCCAUUACUACUAUCUCCCUUCCUUUUGCAUGCUUGGCCAUCUGUUCCAGGAAGGCAUCAUCUAUGUCCUCCGUUUGGCUUGGGGAUCUAUAGUAAACUCCCACAAUGAGGUCACUGUUAUUCUUCUCUCCCUUAAUUUUGACCCAAAUGCUCUCACUUUGGCUUUGAGGUUCUAAAUCUUGGAUCUCUUCACAGGUAUACACAUCCCUGACAUAUAACGCCACUCCUCCUCCUUUCUUGUCUGGUCUGUUUCUCUGAAAUAGAUUGUAUCCCCCAUUAUUACAUUCCAAUCGUGGGACUUAUCCCACCAGGUUUCAGUGAUGCCUAUUAUGUCAUAUUUAGUUUGCUGUACCAAGAGCUCAAGCUCAUCUUGUUUAUUUCCCAUGCUUUGCGCAUUAGUGUACAGACAUUGAAGUCCAUUAAUCAUUCCCCGUGACUCUUAUUUAAGGAUUUUUCCUCCCACCACUAGGUCUGUGUGCUGUUUGCUCCAUUUGGUCUAUGACAUUUGGAUGAUCAUCUUCAUCAAUUGAUAGACUCCUACCUUCAGGAGCACUGUCUCCCUCCCCACAUUAGUCAGUUUAAAGCCCUCCUGAUGAGGUUUCUGAGAUUUUUGGCAAAAACAUUUCUCCCAUACGUUGUGAGGUGCAGCCCAUCGCUUGCCAGAAGUCCAUCUUCAAGAAACUGCAGUCCGUGAUCUAAGAAUCCAAACCGUUCCUGUUUACACCAUUUGCGAAGCCAGCUGUUUACUUCCACUAUUUUCCCCUCUCUCCCUGGGCCACGUCGUUCAACUGGGAGGACAGAUGAGAUCACAAUUUGUGCAUUUAAUUGCUUCAAUUUCCUGCCCAGAGCCUCGUAGUCUCUUUUGAUCUUCUGGAGGCUGUAACGCUGGCUUGGAUCCAGAAUAUUUUAAGGAGCUUUUCUGUAGCACUCAGGCUGAUUCCAAUCACAGUAAAAGAUAGCAUUGAAGAGGGAUAUAUGCAGAGCUCAACUAUGAGGCCUGCAGAGAUCUAUUGUGUGUGCAUGCCAAUUUGCGCCAUCUCAACAGUGGGCACCCAGAAGGACUCCAGAAGCAAAUAUCAGAAUGAGGGCACGUAUACAGGUAAAGGUGGCCCUUCAAAUAAACUAUAGAUAUGUUUAAUACCACUUGUUCAAAAUCCAUUCGUUAUUGGCAUGGCCCCUUACUUCACAUGUGCCAAAACUGAAUUCUAGCUUUGCAUACUGGCUCCUGGAUAUUAAAAGAUUCAGAAGGUACUUCUUCACUCAGCGCAUAGUUAAACUAUGGAACUCACUCCUGCAGGAGGCAGUGGUGGCCACUAUCUGGGAUGGCUUUAAAAAAGGAUUAGACAAAUUCAUGGAGGUGAAGGUUAUCAGUGACUCCUAUCCAUGAUGGCUAUACUCUGCCUCCUUUGGCUAAGCCUGCAACACUUCUGAAUACUAGUAGCUGAGAAGUGCAGGAGGGGAAAGUGGUCUUGUGCUCAGGCUCUGCUUGUGGGUUUCCCACAGGUAUCUGGUUGGCCACUCUGAGAACAGGAAGUUGGACUAGAUGGGCCAUUGGCCGGAUCCAGCAGGCUCUUCUUAUGUUCUUGCCUGGCCUCCAUAGAAUCAUAGAGUUGGAAGGGAUGCAAAUGGUCAUGUAGUUCAACACCCUGCAAUUCAGGAAUGCAAUCAAACUUUUGUCCCGGCCAGAUACCCCUACCCUCCAGCCCACAACUACACGGCAGAUAAGCACUUUCACAACCUGCCCUCUCCUUGUGCCCUCAGGUGAAAAAGGUGAAAUGGGAGAGCGAGGAAUUUCUGGCCCGGAAGGCAAAGCGGGUGAACGAGGCCUUCGUGGUCAUAGCGGCCAGAAAGGGCAAAAGGGCCACAUUGGGCUACCAGGCAACUCCUGCAAGCAACAUUACGUGGCCUUUUCUGUGGGCCGGCGGAAACCCCUCCACAGUUCUGACUACUACCAGCACGUCACUUUCGACACCGAGUUUGUCAACCUCUAUAAACACUUCAACAUGUUCACAGGGAAGUUCUUCUGCUAUGUGCCGGGGAUCUACUUCUUCAUCCUCAAUGUCCACACCUGGAACUACAAGGAAACCUAUCUCCACAUCAUGAAGAACGACAACGAGGUGGUCAUUCUCUACUCGCAGCCCAGCGAGCGGAGCAUUAUGCAGAGCCAGAGCCUCAUGCUCGACCUCCAUGAAGGGGAUGAGGUUUGGGUGCGGAUGUUCAAGCGGGAGAGGGAGAACGGCAUCUACAGCGAGGAGUCGGACAUCUACAUCACCUUCAAUGGCCAUUUGAUUAAGCCGGCCGUCGAGUAA
This is a messenger RNA of Podarcis lilfordi (Lilford's wall lizard), 5628 nucleotides long. NCBI's taxonomy places the organism in Eukaryota, Metazoa, Chordata, Lepidosauria, Squamata, Lacertidae. The record is from the annotation of a GenBank genome assembly.